AUUGCUUGCUCUUCCAAACAGGCCCCCGACGUUGUCUCCGUCAACGGUCACUUGUAUGUAUGGAGUUCCCAUAGGUUGUCGCGGACACGAAUGAAUCACUUCCGUAGGUUUCUCAGCUUGUGUCACAUUGUUCUCCGAUUUGCUUCUUGACCAGAUAAUCUAGAGCAGAACACUUGAGGCUUCAUUCAUCCGGUUAAUUAUGGAUGAACUCGCGAAGCUACAGAAGAGGAUCACGCCGCUGUUCGUCGCCGAGAAGGGCUCGUCGUCGGGGACAAGCUUGGACCCCAGUGAUUCCUGCGUGAUGUCUGAAGGUGGGACACUGAAUUUGCUGAGCAGGUCCUAUGGGGUAUAUAAUAUUAAUGAGCUCGGGCUACAGAAGUGCUCUUCUUGGCCUGUCGAUGACUCCGAUCGAUCCGAGAAGACUUAUAGGUGUGCAUCAAAUGAGAUGCGGAUAUUUGGGGCCAUUGGGAAUGGGGCGAGCAGUGUGGUGCGGAGAGCCAUACAUAUACCGAGCCACAGAAUUAUUGCUCUGAAGAAGAUUAAUAUCUUUGAAAAGGAGAAAAGACAGCAACUUCUUACCGAGAUCCGAACAUUAUGCGAGGCGCCGUGUGAUCGAAGUCUAGUAGAAUUCCAUGGAGCUUUCUAUACUCCGGAUUCGGGGCAGAUAAGCAUAGCCCUGGAGUACAUGGAUGGAGGGUCACUGGCCGAUGUCUUGCGAGUUCGGAAACGCAUACCGGAACCAAUUUUGUCUUCUAUGUUCCGAAAACUUCUGCAGGGAUUGAACUACUUGCAUGGAACCCGACACUUAGUUCACAGAGACAUCAAACCUGCGAACUUGCUCGUUAACCUCAAAGGAGAGGCAAAGAUAACCGACUUUGGCAUUAGUGCUGGCCUAGAGAAUUCCAUGGCAAUGUGUGCGACUUUCGUUGGGACAGUAACCUACAUGUCACCGGAGCGGAUCCGAAAUGAGAGCUAUUCUUAUCCUGCUGAUAUGUGGAGCCUUGGUCUUACUCUCUUUGAGUGUGGGACCGGAGAAUUCCCUUACACAGAUAAUAAGGGACACGUUAACCUGAUGCUGCAGAUCGUGGACGAACCAUCACCUUCACCUUCAGAACAAAAAUUUUCACCAGAAUUCUGUUCGUUUGUCAAUGCGUGCUUGCAAAAGGAUGCAGAUACCAGGCCUACUGCAGAGCAGCUUCUAUCACACCCAUUCAUAAGGAAGUAUGAGGACGCAGGAGUCGACUUAGCGACAUUCGUUCAAAGCAUAUUUGAUCCUACUCAGAGGAUGAAGGAUUUAGCAGACAUGUUGACGAUCCACUACUAUACAUUAUUCAGUGGACCAGAUGAUUUGUGGCAGCAUACAAGGACGUUGUAUAAGGAAAGAUCGACUUUUAGAUUCUCACGUGAGCAAUUUCUCGGCCAAGACGAUAUCUUUGCGAGCUUAUCGAACAUAAGGAGAACAUUGUCGGGCGAUUGGCCUGCUGAGAAGCUUGUUCACGUUGUGGAGAAGCUCCAGUGCCGCGGACAAGGGGAAGAUGGGAUUGCGAUCCGUGUCUCAGGUUCGUUCAUCUUAGGGGACAGGUUCCUUAUAUGCGGCAAGGGAGUACAAGUCGAAGGGAUGCCAAACUUCGACGAUUUGGGAAUCGAUCUCUCUACCAAGAGAAUGGGGAGGUUUCAGGAGCAGUUCGUGGUAGAACCAAGUGGUCUGAUCGGUCAAUACUUCAUUGCCGAGCAGGAGCUUUACAUUGCUCAAUAGAAGUAAUUGGAGAUUACUUGGGCAGUGUAAACUUUCGUUCUUUCAAUAGAAUUAUGCUGUUCAUGUUUGUGCA
Punica granatum (pomegranate) is the source of this 1829-nucleotide messenger RNA. The record is from RefSeq and is a predicted model, not a curated record. Lineage: Eukaryota; Viridiplantae; Streptophyta; Magnoliopsida; Myrtales; Lythraceae.